This is a messenger RNA of Protopolystoma xenopodis, 678 nucleotides long. Lineage: Eukaryota; Metazoa; Platyhelminthes; Monogenea; Polystomatidea; Polystomatidae. The record is from the annotation of a GenBank genome assembly.
CUCGGUAAGCGUGCCCAAAAGGAGGGUUGGCCGAUGAAGAUCAGCGUCGGCCUUAUUGGUUCAUGCACCAAUUCCUCUUAUGAAGAUAUGUCUCGAGCCGCAAGUGUUGCCAAGCAGGCUUUGACAAAGGGAGUCAAGGCUAUCUCGUCCUUUACUAUCACACCAGGUAGCGAGCAGAUACGCGCUACUAUCGAACGUGAUGGUCAGGCCGAAGUUUUGCGGGGAAUUGGUGGCGUGGUAUUGGCAAAUGCUUGUGGACCUUGCAUCGGUCAGUGGUCUCGACAGGAUAUGAAGAAGGGUGACAAGAAUACCAUCGUCUCAUCAUAUAACCGAAACUUCACUGGGCGCAAUGAUGCUAAUCCAGCGACCCAUGCAUUUGUCACCUCGCCUGAGCUGGUCACUGCAUUAGCAUUAGCUGGUGAUCUCAGCUUUAAUCCACUCAAUGACCAAUUGACUGCAGCUGAUGGCACUAAAUUUAAACUUGUCGCCCCGACAGGCGACACUCUUCCUUCACGUGGGUUUGAUCCAGGAGAGGAUACUUAUCAGGCUCCCCCAACUGAUGGUUUGAGUCUAACCGUAAAUGUCAGCCCUUCAAGUGACCGGCUGCAACUACUUACUGCCUUUCCGAAAUGGGAUGGCAAAGAUAUAAAUGACAUGCCGAUUCUGAUCAAGAUAAAA